AUGUCGGCAGAAAAAGACGCCCAGGGCCCCGUCGUCGAGGAAACGGAGUCUGCACUCAAAGUCGAAACAGGCAAGCAGGACGGCACUCAAGAUGUCCUCGUUGACGCAAGCGAUGAGGAAUUCCGUCGCGUACGAUGGAAGAUCGAUCUCGUUCUCAUGCCCUUGCUGUCGUUCUGCUACAUGUUGCAAUUCUUGGACAAGCAGUCUCUGAACUACUCCACCUUGCUUGGGAUGCUUCAAGAUACAAAGCUCAAGGGGAGUGAAUACUCCUGGACGGCCGCGAUUUUCUACUUUGGUUACCUGCUGUGGUCGUAUCCGACGACGUACUUUGCCGUGAGAAUGCCGAUUGGAAAGUACCUCUCAGUCACCGUAGUGCUAUGGGCGGCGGUCGUCCUGUGCCACGCAGCCUGCAACAACUUCGCCGGUCUUAUGGUCGCCCGCUUCAUGCUCGGGGUCACUGAAUCCGCAGUGGCUCCUGGCUUCUCCUUGAUCACUGGAAUGUGGUACACUCGCAGAGAACAGCCUCUCCGGCACGGAAUUUGGUUUGCCGGUUCAUGCGUAACCAGUCUAUUCGGCGGUCUCCUUGCCUACGCGAUUGGCCACAUUUCGGGCCCCCUUUCACCGUGGCGCUACCUGUACUUCAUUUUCGGAGCCGUCACCGCCCUCUGGGGUGUGGUUUUGCUUGUUUUCCUCCCGGAUAGUCAGUCCAAUGCAAUCUGGCUUACUGCUCGCGAGAAGAAAGUUGCCCUCUGCCGAGUCCUCGAGAACAAACAGGGCAUCAAAGGGGGUAAAUAUAAAUUGUACCAAGCCAUCGAAGCUUUCAAAGACCCUAUCAACUGGUGCUUGAUUCUAUACUGUUUCUGCGUGAACAUUGCCAAUGGCGGUUUGACAGCGUUUGGAUCUCUCGUCAUCCAAGGGUUCGGAUACGAGGGCCUUUCUGCCCUGUUGAUUCAGAUGCCUACCGGUGCCGCCCAGCUUGGUUUCGUCGUCGCCUCGUCUCUCAUCUGCACGUAUUGGAAAGGAUCUAGAACCGUGGUGAUGCUGAGCUUGUGCUUGAUCAGCCUGGUGGGGAUGGUGAUGAUGUACGCACUGGACCCUGGGAACCGAUCGGGACGACUGGCCGGAUUCUGCCUCACCAUGGCAUUUUCAGCCAACAUGCCAUUGGGCCUCUCCCUGGUCGCGAGUAACGUCGGAGGACUCACGAAAAAGGCGGUUAUCAACGCUUGCAUCUUCGUGAUGUACUGUGUCGGCAACGUGGUUGGACCCCAGUUUUUCCGGGUCGACGAGGCGCCACGGUAUGGACGGGGGCUGAAAGCUAGUCUCUCGGGCUUCGCCUUGGGUGCUUUCUUUUUACUCAUAUUGGGGGUUUAUAUGAGGUGGGAGAAUAUACGACGCGACAGGGUCUAUGGCAAAGUCGGGGAGCAGGAAAACAACGCCAACAGCGAGGAUGACCUCCUAGCUAGUCUUGAGGAUAAGACAGAUUGGGAGAUGGAACGCACUUUUAGAUACCUCCUCUGA
Molecule: messenger RNA, 1518 nt
Organism: Uncinocarpus reesii 1704
Lineage: Eukaryota; Fungi; Ascomycota; Eurotiomycetes; Onygenales; Onygenaceae
Exons: 2
Coding region: 1-1518 (505 amino acids)
Biological process (GO): tripeptide transport; dipeptide transport; allantoate transport
Cellular component (GO): plasma membrane
Molecular function (GO): allantoate transmembrane transporter activity; dipeptide transmembrane transporter activity
Source: RefSeq, a predicted model, not a curated record